Plenodomus lingam JN3 is the source of this 1356-nucleotide messenger RNA. RefSeq lists its product as uncharacterized. The record is from RefSeq and is a predicted model, not a curated record. NCBI's taxonomy places the organism in Eukaryota, Fungi, Ascomycota, Dothideomycetes, Pleosporales, Leptosphaeriaceae.
AUGGCCUUGCAUGGAAAUGCCACAUCUCUGCUCACUUUGCCAUUGGAACUCCGGGAGCUGAUCUACAAAGAGGUUCUUCUAGCAUCAACGCGAAGGUUUGAUCUGCUCCAGACCUGUAAAGAGAUCAACACAGAAGCUCAGAAGUUUCUCUAUCAGCGGCCGCUGGUAUUUCACAGUCAAGACUGCCUAUACGACUGGUUGACAUUGACUUCAUCAGAACAUUGUUCACAGGUCACUGACAUCUCCGUGUUCAUAAGAGAUGUCAAUCUACGGCCUCUACUGCAGAAGGAUCUUGGCCUAGACAUGACUGCUUCUUCAUCUCGGCUACUCACAUUUGAGGUCUAUGAGGCAGAGCUUGCGAAGAUCCGUGGGUCCUUUGAGAAGAUCCCAAAGGUCUCGAAUCUCACGCUCCGAGUAUUGCCCGAUCGCCAGUCUUUCUUGUAUCGUGAAUUUCUGGCUAGAGUCUUGAAGCUGCUUAGCAAUGUCUACCCUAUGCUUGUCGAAUUCGAGACCGAGGGCAAUAUGGUCCAUCAAAAUCUAGAGUACCUUGCAGGAUUCAGACACCUAAGACACUUUGCAUUCGACGGCGUGUCAGCAUCUUCGCUAGUGGCGACUGUGGACAUUCUCAAUAGCUUGGAACAUCUCCAAAGUCUGUCGUUGACUUCCCAUCAGGCCUUAGCGACCUCUUUGAACUCUCAUCCCAGCCAAUCUUCUUGUUUUACAAAGUCAAGUUCUGAUAACUUGACCUGGGCCACGAAUCUCCAUGGCUUGUUUUCACCAACUGAGGCACUCGAAGAUGAUUCAUCAGAAUUGCUCCUGGCGGCUGAUAUUCUGACCGCUCUACGUGGUCAUAAGACCUUGAGAGAGAUCUCCAUAUACUACGCACAGGAACCAACCCCUGGCCUAUUGAUAGCCCUUGGGCGAAUCGUAAAAAGUCAGGCGGAAAUCAAAAUUUUGAAGCUCGAUUGGCCGAAUCUACCGUCUGAAGUUCUGGUGCUAUACGAUCUAAUUGACGACAUCGAAACAUUUCAAAUCAAGCCUAAAGCCCCGUCAGACGCAAUUAAUGUCAUGUGCCAUGUUUGGACAAGAAGAAGCGAAGGUGAUCUUGGUAAACUGCGCUCACUCAUCCUCGCACGCCCCUCUGAACAUUGGGCUGAGUCACAAACACCAGCUUCGAAUCGCAAAGAUCGCAAAGAUGGUGGGAUUGGAAUCCCGAGGGGUCUUACCAAACAUAGUGAAUGCUCCUCGAGAUCGGCCCCUGAAACUACACAUACGCAUACAAUCGCAUACUGGAAAAAGCAGCUCGAAGCUUUGGAUAUACAGGUCCUAUGGUAUACAGAGCAUUACGUAGGAUAG